AUGUCGGCCAUAGGAGCGGACCUUCCGCCACACCUCCUCGCCAAGCGCAAACGGCAGCAAGAGGAAGAGGAACAGAAUGCAUCUACCACAACCUCCGGCGCAAAGCGAUCGGCGAGUCCAGACGAGCCAGAAAAGCGACGGCGAGUAGUGGGACCUGCAAUGCCUCCUGCACCCAUAGACGAAAGACCCGAACAGCCACCAAAUGCCCACGACAACGAUAGCAGUGACGACGACGACGGUUUCGGCCCAUCAUUACCUACUGGCGGUGCUACCACGCAAGCACACGAAGAUGAAGAAGAUGGCACGCAGGCUGGAGGCACAACAGGGCCACAAUCAGAGGAGAAGCUGAAGAGAGACGACUGGAUGAUGAUGCCGCCCAAGCAGGAUGAUCUUGCUGCUCGCCUAGACCCUACCAAGCAGCGGCCCACCAAGUUCAACACCGGCAAAGGCGCAAGAGGGCCAAACAACAUGGACGGCGACAGCUCAACGUGGCAUGAGACCCCAGAGCAGAAGCAGAAACGCCUACAAGACGAGAUGAUGGGCAUCUCCAAGCCCAAUCCUAUACCCAACACAGCCUCCGGCAAGACCUCGAAAGUCGCAAAGGAAGACACCACGAAUCGCAAAGUCAAGGAGCAACUGGAGACAACGGCUCGUGGCCCCUCCCUUCUCGAACAGCACCAGAAGAGCAAAGGCGCCGAAGCUGAAGACGACCCGAGCAAACGGGCCUUUGACCGUGAGAAGGACAUGGCCAGCUCGAGUCGCAUAUCUUCUACCCAGAAAAGACAGAUGCUCAACAAAGCCUCUGACUUCUCUGGAAAAUUCUCGGGAGGUUCGUACCUGUAA
Messenger RNA from Fulvia fulva, 843 nucleotides. RefSeq lists its product as uncharacterized. The transcript is spliced from 2 exons. Lineage: Eukaryota; Fungi; Ascomycota; Dothideomycetes; Mycosphaerellales; Mycosphaerellaceae. The coding region runs from base 1 to 843 and encodes 280 amino acids. The record is from RefSeq and is a predicted model, not a curated record.